This is a messenger RNA of Vespa velutina, 1440 nucleotides long. RefSeq lists its product as uncharacterized. Gene Ontology annotation, molecular function: glutamate-gated receptor activity. The coding region runs from base 1 to 1440 and encodes 479 amino acids. The transcript has 8 exons. Lineage: Eukaryota; Metazoa; Arthropoda; Insecta; Hymenoptera; Vespidae. Gene Ontology annotation, cellular component: membrane. The record is from RefSeq and is a predicted model, not a curated record.
AUGGAAAUGACAACGAUGAUGUUUAAAUGGAGGCGUGCACUUUCUCGGGAAGGUAUUGCGUGCACGAACUUGCACUUUUCAGAAUUGCUCGAAUCAUCGUACUACGUAGAAGAAAUUGUACGACCGUAUUACAUCGUAGUGAUCCCUAAUUACAAUGCGAUGAAUGAGUUUACUUUAACAACAAGUACCUUUGACAUGUCUUUAGCUGUGUGGCUAGUGAUAUUCAUUUACAAAGGACAUAGUUCCGAUUAUUGUCACAAUCCACCAGGUAAUAUAUUUAAUUUAAGAUUCAACACUGAAAUGGUGGUACGUUGUGAUACAGAAAAUAUUUUACGAGAAUGGUAUUCGGUUGAUACGAACAUAAUCGAGAUUAAUAAUGUAGCAACGUGGAGCUUAGAGAAAGGAAUCAUUAAAUUAGUUCCAGAUUUUCUUUAUGAAAGAAGAUAUAAUUUACGGGGUUUAGUUAUGAGAGCUGUUGCACUCAAGGAUACAGCAUUCGUAAGAGUAAAGGAAGAUGGAGAUUUAGAUGGUUUAUUCGGUAAAAUAUUAAAAGAACUUUCUAUUACCCUUAAUUUUAGUUUGGAUAUUUUCUCAAAAGUGGAAGAGCAUGGAAGUUGGAAUCCAGGAAAAAAGUCAUGGUCUGGAGCAAUUGCAGAAGUAGAUGGUGGACGUGCUGACAUUGCUCUUGCAGAAUUUUCCAUUACCCAUGAGAGAUUAAAUUCCGUUGACUUCACAAUUCCUAUUUUCACUUCCAAAAAUUGUCUCUUCAUUCGGAAAUCAGAAAGACAUGCGAUUAAAUGGACAUCUUACUUUUCAGGUUUCACUAAUUCGGUUUGGGUUACUACAUUUGGAUUGUUAAUUGCUGCAUCGAUUUUAUUGAUUUUUAUCAAAAUAAAAACCUAUUCAGCGGCUUUGAUAAGCACUUUAACAACCGUUAUGCACAUCAUACCCUUUGAUUCAUUAGAGAGCUUGCUUCAAGAUGGUACAUAUCAACUUGCCGUUUUACGUGGUACAUCUGAUUAUGAUAAAUUUGCAAAUUCGAAUAAUUCGAUUGCAAAUAAAUUAAUGAAGUUGAUGCUAGAAGAGAAAAAAUUACCCUUAAAUGCUCUUCAGGGAUUUAGUAUGAUUUGUAAAAAUCCAAAAUUAGCUUUUUACACGUUUGACGAUAUGCAAAAGAGUAUAGGUAAUAAAAUACCAUGUAAUCUGAUAUGUGUUGAAACAGGAGAUGUGAACUAUCUUGCUAUAAUUUUAUCUAAGCAUAAUCCAUUCACCGACAUCAUCAAUUUUCAUUUGCAGAAAUUUGUCGGCAAUGGUGUGAUAAAUCGUUUAAAAGAAACGAUAUUUAUAAAGAAAUCCGAUGACAUGAUCAAGCAUCAACCGGUUCUCCUAACUGACGAUUUUAUGUAUGAAGCAAAGAAAUUAUUAGAAAUAUUGCAAUAA